Annulohypoxylon truncatum is the source of this 1210-nucleotide messenger RNA. Its product is annotated as NAD(P)-binding protein. Bases 200 to 1051 code for a protein of 283 amino acids. NCBI's taxonomy places the organism in Eukaryota, Fungi, Ascomycota, Sordariomycetes, Xylariales, Hypoxylaceae. The record is from RefSeq and is a predicted model, not a curated record. The transcript has 3 exons. Gene Ontology annotation, molecular function: oxidoreductase activity.
CAUCGGAGCCGAGCGGUUUUGGUUACAUUGUUGAUAGAAAAUGCAUAAUCAAAUUGAGCACCGGGGGCAAUAACUGGCGAUACGUUCGAAUAUUUAAGGGGCUGGAAUCACUCUGUCCAUCUCCUUAAUGCUAGACUUUCUCUUAACACUCACAGGAUAGUCAUUAACAUCUGUAACUCAAAUUUUUGAUCGGACCAACAUGACUCAACUUGUAUGGCUUAUUACCGGUUGUUCCUCUGGCUUCGGGGAGCUAAUGACGCAUCAUGUUCUGUCUCGUGGCGACAUCGCUAUCGCUACUGCACGAAAACUGAGCAAAAUAACGCACCUCGGUCGGGCUGGCGCGGCUACUUUAGAGCUAGACGUUACUCACUCUCAGGAAGCCAUAAAUGACGCCGUAGCGCAAGCCAUCGCCCUCUAUGGGAGGAUAGACGUGGUGGUGAAUAACGCGGCAUACGUUGCGACAGCGGCGUGGGAAGACAUGGAGUAUGGUCAGCUUUUGGCACAGUUUGAUACGAAUGUCUUUGGCGUUGUCAAAGUGACCCGCGCGGUUUUACCUCACCUGAGGGAGAGGAAAUCUGGCACGAUGGUAUUCAUCAUUUCCCUGUCGGGCUGGUAUGGGCAUCCCUUUAACGGCCCUUACUCUGGCUCUAAGUUUGCUUUAGAAGGGUUGGUCGAAAGUUUGAGCCGCGAGACAGAAGGAUUCGGGAUUAAGACUCUGUUGAUCGAGCCGGGUAGGUUCCGCACGAUGCUCCUAUCGCCAGAUCAUAUUCACACAACCCGAUCCAAGAUCCCCGCCUACAACAAGGCUUCAAAUGCACACGUCGAUGGACUAGCAGGGGAGGAUAGAAAGCAACAAGGUGACACUAAGAAGGCUGUCAAGAUCAUCGUGGACCUUGUACGGAAGGAAGGGAUCGCAGAGGGUAGGGAAGUGCCGUUCAGAUUCCCACUCGGCACAGAUUGCUAUAGCGCCAUGUGGGAGAAAUGUGAAGAAACCAUACGUUUACUUCGGGAUUGGGAUCAGGUUAUCAACAGUACGGAUCAUGACGAUUAAUCUGACGAGAAUUAGGCAUUGCGAUUACUAGUACCUACUAUGAAUUAGUAAUUAAAUACAACAUCAAUGUAGUAUCAAGUUUCAUAAGCCACCAUCAAUCUGAUCUACAGACAUGUUAGCAGACGUCUUUUAGAUAGAUUUAUAAUACUUACUAACGAC